Molecule: messenger RNA, 3108 nt
Organism: Fomitiporia mediterranea MF3/22
Lineage: Eukaryota; Fungi; Basidiomycota; Agaricomycetes; Hymenochaetales; Hymenochaetaceae
Exons: 10
Coding region: 1-2757 (918 amino acids)
Molecular function (GO): metal ion binding; RNA binding
Source: RefSeq, a predicted model, not a curated record
AUGUCGCUCUUGCGUGUCAAUGUCCCGAGUCUUUCCCAAGAACCACCACCACCUGCGACUCCGAGCCGCAUGAGCAGUGAGGGCAACAUGUCGUGCAGUGCCUACGAGUCUGUUAUCGCGUCGCCAAAGACCAUGCGUUCUACGUCUGCUUCUGAGCGUCGUCCCUUUGCUCCCGUCACUCCUCAACGCAAUGGUCGUGCGAACAGAAUGCGCGUCGCGUCGUCUCCGCUUACUCCCUCUAACUCCAAUUCCAGCGUCAUUUCCAGUCCAUUCACGCCUAUUACGAAUGUCUACUCAUCAUCUUCAUCUUUUGUCUCACCGGACUCGUCUGUCUCGACCAAAGUCGGGUCUUCACCGGAAUACCUCAAGUUGCGACAGAAGAGUAUUGCUGAUGCCACUCACAAUUGGAGGUCUCGUGCAAAGGAAAACGGAAUAAAAGUAGAUAGCGAUGAAAUCUCCUAUGCUGAUACCCUUGCCCUUAACUCUUUCAAUGACUCCGUUCCUGCUUCUUUUCUCUCCACCCACAGACGCCCUCGACAGGCGUUAUUUCAAGCCAACUCGGCUGAUGGCACGGCUUUCAUUUCUCCAAAGACCGCUCGUAUAUCUGCUCACGAUGGGGCCGUAACUGUCCCUGUUCCUUCAAGUCUCGCAUCCUCACUUCUAAACACUCCUGAAUCUGGUCAAUCACAAUCAUCAUCUUUUUCUUUGACUACGCCUUCUCCUCGCUCUUCACUUGCAAUCGUUCAGCGACUCCGUCAACGAGGAAGCGUGACCGAUCCCGCGCGUCCCCGGAGACGUCACAUUUCUGGGCCAAUUUUUGUGCGUUUAACAAUCGACUUCUAUAGCAUUCAUGUAUUUAAAGCACCACUACAGGGCGAGACUCUCUUUGACAUCGACGAGGACGCACCCUUCAGUGCGCCAAUCCCUGGAACAUUCGGAUCUCCAAUAACUCUCAGGAAGAAUAACGAUACCUUCACCGCAACUAAGAGAAGUGUUUCAGCUCCUUUCAUCGCGGCGCGAUUUUACGGGGGCGGCGUGGAUGAAGAUGAAGAUGACGAAUUCGAGGACGAUGGGUUGCCCGCAGCGCCAAAGAGGUCAAGAGCACGUACACAGUCCGUUCCAUCCUUGCCGACCAUUGCGUCGGUCUCGGAUGUCACCAUACAAGAAAACCUGGCUGAAAAUAUGUGCUCAGUUUGUUCUGCGACCUCAUCACCUUUGUCUGUCCUCGUGCCUUGCGAACACCUGAUCUGUUCUUCAUGCCUUACAAGCUCUCUGAACAUCGUCGGUGAGAAAGACAUGCGAUGCGCGACCUGCGAUAAAUCUGUGGAAGACUUCAGACUUCUUUCACCAUUGAAGAUUGACGCCCAGACUAUUGAAGAAACGGAGAGAUGCAAUACGAAUAGCGAUCUUGCAAUAAUUAGAGAUGAACCUAUGAAUCAGCUCCUGCCUAGUGCAAUCGAGAAUCUUUCUCUUGUCGACAGUGACGGGAAGAAACAGACAUGCAGUGAUCAAGCGAUGCAAAACAAGGGUGCAGCGCCUGUCGUCUCUCCCAUCACUAAAGACAAUAGUAAUCUCGCUGUUCUUCGUAUUGACAACGUUCCUUGGGACGUCACGCCUGCUUCGCUUUCCGAGUUCUUUUCACCUCAUGCAGUUGUUCGCGCGCAUGUCCUGUUGGAUUCCAAAGGCAAAACACUUUCGCAUGCAUACGUCGAGGUUCCUGCCAGUGACGCCCGGAAUGCCCUCAGGAACGUCCAGAAUAAGAGCCUCGGAAAGGGUCGGAGAUUGCGAGGGGUUACUGUCACCUUGAGUGGCCAGGCUGAGCUCAUGCGUGCUUUGUUCCCCAGUUGGCUUGGAAGUUUUGACGGCAGUCACCCAACUCUAGAUGGCCUUGAUCACCCUUCAAUGAUUAGAACGCUAGAGAAUGGUCUUAUCACUUUGCCAGAAAUCGACAGUCUCCUUGCCCUUAUGAAAAAUCCGAAGUCACACUUCCUGAAAGUUCCAACACUUCCGUUCUACUUGCUUGCAUCAGUUCUGUCAAAGUUCCCAAUUGAAGGGGACAGUCGCGUCUUUUGGAGUGCAAAUCUCCGUAAUGUACUCUAUGAACUUGCAACUGCUGCUUGCGAUUUACUUGUCGGACGUAUCCAAUCGGAGUAUCAUGAUCAACAUGCUUUGGAGACAAUCGUCUCGACAACGGUCAAUUGUCGACUGUUCACUGAUAUCCAGCGCCGUGGGCUUUUUGAGCGUGUCUUGAAAGCGGUCUCUUCUAAAGGUGGUGAAAUAGCUUGUGCCACUCCCGAUAUUGCGUCCGCGGCUACAACCAUGUCGCCUCAGUCAGAUGAACUUAUUCUCGAUGACGAAUUGUCCUCUUUGUCAGCUUCAACAGCAUCGAUUCGAAGCGGGUCCAAUUCCCGUGGCCCUCAUUACGGGAACCUUGCAGGAUUGCGCCAGAACGCUGCUCCAUUUUCAUACAACGGUGCUGUGCCGUAUGGGACUUCUCUUCAAGCAACUCUUUCUGGAUUGGCAUCGCCCCAGAUGAUGAAUACACCUCUAGGAUUACGAUUCUCCAAUCCCACUAUGAGUGCUGGGAUGCAAUUCCCUUCGAGAGGCCCGAUGAAGGCGCCAUACGAUAUUCUCGCACGCGAGUUCAACGUCGAUCCUGAUUUGGUUGCUGCACUUGCACAACGACUCGCUUAUGCGGGACAAACGCUGCCUCCUCAAGGCUUAGGGUCGUUCGGAUACGUCAACGGCCGGAUGUGAUUCUUGGACUGUAAUACGAACCCGAACACGACUUCUCCACGAUGAACUACGACUAGAUUGCCGAAACUCUGUUCCGUUUUACAUCAAGAUGCAUACUUAUUCUUACUCAUCGCAUGUUUCACGUCGUUGAAGCCAUCAGCGGCGCUUUCUUCCGUGCUGAAAAGUCCCAAAUGGGCUACUUCUGACUCUUGUUCCUUUGCGCUAAUGACCUAAACCAAGUGUCUAAUUCAUAACCCACCCAUGUUCCCAUUUCUCAGUCAACAGACUAGCUAUUAAACCAAACAUCACUGCGCUCAUCAUGCUUUAUUUAUUCCUGUUGUACCAGAUGACAAAAUGCUGUAUCACAUGCAU